Messenger RNA from Impatiens glandulifera, 1469 nucleotides. RefSeq lists its product as uncharacterized. Lineage: Eukaryota; Viridiplantae; Streptophyta; Magnoliopsida; Ericales; Balsaminaceae. Bases 254 to 1306 code for a protein of 350 amino acids. The transcript has 3 exons. The record is from RefSeq and is a predicted model, not a curated record.
AAUUCGCAGCCAUUUCUCUCUUCUCUCUCUCUCUCUCUCAGCUUGAAUGCGUAGCCCUUCGGCCUCCUCUCGCUGCUUUUAGGGCUAUCCGAUUCUCCUUUUAAUCAAUCAAUCCCAACAUACCCACAACUUCGAGAAUCGUUAUCUACCCGCAGAGAAGAAGGAUUCGUUAUAAAAGCUUAUCUUUCUGAUCCUCUUUUCUGGGUACUUGAGCUUUGUAUCGAUUGAGAGUGGAUUAUAACAAUUUCUCGACAUGCCAAGGGAGAGAAGGGAUCGUUCUUUAUCUGUAGAUGGGCCUGUCAUGCCUCAUUUCUUGAGCAGCACCAGCAGCAGCAGUUCUAGCCACUCAAAACCAUCAGAAAAUGGCGAAAACAUAAAAGAAUGGGAAGAAGCUCGAUGCCCUGUCUGCAUCGAACAUCCCCACAAUGCAGUCCUCCUCUUAUGUUCGUCCCAUGAUAAAGGCUGCCGACCCUACAUGUGCGACACUAGCUAUCGCCACUCCAACUGUUUCGACAAAUUCUGCAAAUCAUUUGUCGAAUCGAAAAACGAAGGACAACAGCAACAAGACGAAGAAGAUCAAGAAGAAAAUCCCACAACAAUAACCAGCUCUCUUCCUGAGGUUUUGCCUCCUGUCAUCUCCACCCCGGUUUUAUUCGAGAAACAAGUCAAGGAAAACCUUGUCUGCCCGCUCUGCCGCGGGCAGGUGAGUCAAUGGGUGGUGAUGGAGUCUGCCCGGAAUUUCAUGGACUUAAAAACGCGAACAUGCGCAAGCGAGACUUGCGAAUUCACAGGUUCUUACAAAGAUUUAAGAAAACACGCCAGGCUGGAGCACCCAUCGGAGAGGCCUUCAGAGGCGGAUCCUGAGCGACAGAGAAACUGGCGGAGAUUGGAGCGGCAGAGGGAUCUCGGAGACUUGAUCAGCACUCUUCAGUCCUCGACCGGGGAAGAAUGGGCUGAGGAUGGUACUUUACCUAUCGAUGAAGGUGGUUGGCUAACGGUAUUCUUUCUUAUUCGAGUUUUCCGACCAGGAACUAGUUUGAGUCGGAGUAGUAGAACUGCGAGAAUCGGCAGACUCAGAGAACGAGAACAAUCACAAUCACAACCGCAGUCUCUUCAGCCGCCUCAGCCUGCUGUUAGGAGGAGGAGAUCUGCAAGGCUUUGGGGGGAGACACGUAAUAGUAAUGACGAGACUGCCACUGGUUCGAGAGAGAAUAAUAAUACUGAUAGUCAGUCUUCGGAGGAUGGGUUUGGGCCGUGGAGGCGGCAUGUUAGACGGCGUUUUGCCCCUGAAGAAGAUGAAGAAUAAAAGACAAUGAAAAUGGUUUUCUGUGUUUUGCUUGAAUGAUAUGUUUCUCGCAUGAAAGAACAAACAUUGUAUUUCCUUUAUUUUUCCGACCAAUUUACUCUCUUCAGACAUUUUCGGCUUCCCUUCAUUACCUAGUUAAAGAAAGUCUCACCUUAUUUCUUUC